UGUACGCACCUGGACCCACUCCACAGAAGCAAGCUGAACGUGUUCUCCAGAGUUCUUUUUGUUUUGGUGUUGCUGUUAGUUUGAUCGCGAAACAGGUUAUCACGGAAUUUGUGGUUUCGAUUUUGGAGGACCAAUACUCAAUAGACUAAGGAUGAUGAAUGUAAGUAUCUACGACUAUCCUCGAGAGAUUUGGUACACCAUUCCUUCGUGGGAAAUACUGACAAAGGUGAUAACGUUCCUACCGGUCAUUUCGUUUGGGAUCUUCGGCAAUGUGGCACUGCUUUGUAUCAUAUGCACUCUGCGGCAGCUGAGAACCCCAACUAACUAUUUGAUCGCGAAUUUGGCGGUUGCAGAUUUAGCCACCGUAGCAGUUUGUCCCGCUAUGUUCAUGUUGCACGAUUUCUACCAGAACUAUGUGAUGGGUGCCAUCGGUUGUCAAUUGGAAGGAUUUCUGGAAGGUUCUCUCUUAAUCACAUCUGUCCUUUGUCUGUGUGCCAUCAGCUACGAUAGACUGACGGCUAUCGUGUUUCCGAGAAAAUCAAGACUGACGAACCGAGGAGUAAUAUUUCUCAUUGCAUGCACCUGGUGCUUUGGAUUCUUGCUAGCCCUACCCCUUUCUAUUUAUCGGAGUUAUAAGGAACGGCAAUGGAAAAACUAUCUGGAGACAUUUUGUACUGAAAACACCGAAUUUCUCCCACGCUACUGGCAUGUCCUGAUUGGCGCCUUGGUUUGGUUUCCUUUGGCUGUCAUGAUUUGUUGCUACAGUAUUAUAUUCAUGAAGUUGGAUCGCUAUGAGCGCAAAGUUUUGAAUCGAGAACAUCCGAUAGCUGUUUGCUACAAAAAGAAAGUUGCUAAAUGCUUGUUUAUUGUGCUGAUCGUUUUUAUACUCUUGAGGAUACCAUUUACUACGCUUGUGUUUAUUCGAUAUAACAGGUUUAUGACCGAAAAUACCACACAGAUUGGACAAGAUUUCCUGAUACUGUGGUACGUUUCUCACUAUUUGAUUUUCCUGAAUGCUGCAGUGAAUCCCGUUAUUUAUGGAUUAACUAAUGAUAAUUUCCGGAAGGCUUACCACAAAACCAAACUUUGGAAAUGCUUCUGGACAUGUGGACAACGCAAAAAGGUCGAGCCAAGAAAAGAACCGGCCAUCGCGAUCAUCGGGAACCUGCAGCCCCGUGGCCCAUGUGGUAACGACAAAAUGAGCAGUUUUUCCGGAUGGUUUUUUGCGUCAAAAAACGAAAACCAAACCACUGAGGAGUCACGGGAAACGAAAACAUCGCAACUCAAACCGACUACCGAUGAUGGUCAGAACAAGAAUAGCAGUACCCUGAAAAAUUCUUUUUUUGCUUCCAAUGUUAAACUUUCGGAUUCAUGCUGCCCUAAAGGCGAUAAAUUGAUCUCAAAUGAUUUUAUUUGA
Molecule: messenger RNA, 1417 nt
Organism: Uranotaenia lowii
Lineage: Eukaryota; Metazoa; Arthropoda; Insecta; Diptera; Culicidae
Product: substance-P receptor-like
Exons: 4
Coding region: 152-1417 (421 amino acids)
Biological process (GO): G protein-coupled receptor signaling pathway
Cellular component (GO): membrane
Molecular function (GO): G protein-coupled receptor activity
Source: RefSeq, a predicted model, not a curated record